Molecule: messenger RNA, 2382 nt
Organism: Gymnodraco acuticeps
Lineage: Eukaryota; Metazoa; Chordata; Actinopteri; Perciformes; Bathydraconidae
Gene: nipa1
Product: NIPA magnesium transporter 1
Exons: 5
Coding region: 67-990 (307 amino acids)
Biological process (GO): magnesium ion transport
Cellular component (GO): membrane
Molecular function (GO): magnesium ion transmembrane transporter activity
Source: RefSeq, a predicted model, not a curated record
UCCGGGUCCAAACUCCCAACCCGUGGAGAGCAUGGAUGUAUUCCGGAAUAAAGUAAAUUAAAGUGAAUGAUGUCUCCAGACUCGGAGCAGAGCGAUGUCUCUCUCCCUGUCUCUGGAAUACUGAUAGCAGUGGUGUCGAGUUUCAUCAAUGGCUCCACCUUUGUGCUGCAGAAGAAGGGGAUAUUACGCUCCAGAGACAGAGGGGGGUCUUACCUCACAGAUGUGGUGUGGUGGGGGGGCACUCUGGCCAUGAUUGUUGGUCAGAUUGGGAAUUUCCUGGCGUAUAACGUGGCCCCCGCUGUGAUCGUCACACCUCUGGGAGCCCUGGGAGUGUUAUUUGGGGCUGUGCUGGCCUCGUGGAUCCUGAAGGAGGAUCUAAACAUUCUGGGGAAGCUGGGCUGUGUUUUAUGCUGCUGUGGCUCCGUGGUGCUCAUCAUCCACGCGCCUAAAGCCGAGACUGUGACCUCCAGAGAGCAGCUGGAGGAGAGUCUGGCAGACCCAGUGUUUGUGAGCUACGCCCUCCUGGUGGUGCUGCUGCUGCUCGUCCUCAUCCUGUUUGUUGCUCCGGCUCACGGCUCCUCUAACAUCAUGGUGUACGUCUCCAUAUGCUCCCUGCUGGGCAGCUUCACCGUGCCCUGCAGCAAGGGCCUGGGCCUGGUGGCGGGGGAGGUGUUUGGGGCCGAUGGGGGUCGCGCUCUGCCUCUCUUCCUCUUCCUGCUGUGCACGCUCGCCGUCAGCAUCCUCCUGCAGUUCCUCUACAUCAACAAGGCCCUGCAGAGCUUCAGCUCCAACGUGUUUGAAGCCGUGUACUAUGUGGCGUUCACGUGCUCCGUGAUCGUGGCGUCAGCUCUUCUGUUUAAGGAGUGGACGGCUCUGACGGCCACACACAGCCUGGCCCUGCUCUGCGCUCUCACCACGGUGUGUGUCGGAGUCGCUCUGCUGCGCAUCUCACAGGAGGCCGAGGUCACCUGGAAGAAGAAGACGGACUGAUGGAGAUGAUUUAUGUUUACAGGCCGUUAUGACACAUUAGGUAUUCCAUCCAUGCAGGUAGCAUUCCUCAUAACAUACUUGAUUGGUCAAAGCUCAGUUUAAAUGAACAAUUUAUAACUACCUUCACUUAACAUUUAACUUGAAUCUCUUGCCGUUUCUUAUGGAAAGUUAUCAGUUACUGUGUAACCUAUAAUUAAUUAAAGAGGCCCUAUGCUUUUGGGGGUUUCCGUUUCCUGUAGUGUGUUUUUAUAGGUUUUUGUGCAUGUAAAUGGUCUGCAAAGGCUAAAAUACCAAACUUCCUCUCCAACCAAUCAGAGCAAACUGGGCUUUGGUUUCAGACAGAGGGUGAAAAGAGGUGCUGCAGCACAGGCAGUGUGAAUACUGAUAUCAACCUGAACUCGAGCAUACUAUGUCCUCUUUAAAUAACACCUGGGUAACAGUAACAGUUAAUUUGCCAUGUUAUAUUUUGCCUAUUUGCAAAUAGGUACAAGAGGCUUAACGAACAUAUGCAACCUGUUAAAUAGAAACUUAAAAUAAUUGAAUACGCUCUUUGAAAGUUCCUCCAAUGAAAGACUAUAUCACCGACACUUUUAUUCAGUGAGCCUGUGAAUUAUUCAGUGUAACUUAAGAAGCAGCCUCUUUAGUCCAGGAGCUGUGAAGACGAGUUUGAACAAUGACUGAAUUAUCUCUAUGUCUGAUAGACCAAAUAUAAACUUUAUAUUUUUUUUUUUAAAUGUGGUAACUGUGAUGUGAUGUCAAUUAAUUGUUGACUAAUUUGAUUAUGGACAAUGUAUUUAAAAAAUAUGUUUGCAUUAAUUUCUACUAUUUGUCAUAAAAGUUUAAAAAACACGCGUUUAAAUGUAGUUGUACUUCAAUUUUACUAAUACAGAUUACUAUACAUGUCCAUCCAUCCAUCCAUCUUCUCCUGCUUAUCCGUGGCCGGGUCGCGGGGGUAGCAGUUCCAGCAGAGAGCCCCACACUUUCUUUUCCCUGGCCACAUCAACCAGCUCUGACUGGGGGAUCCCAAGGCGCUCCCAGGCCAGCGAAGAGAUAUAAUCCCUCCACCUGGUCCUAGGUCUACCCCUUGGUCUCUUCCCAGCUGGACGUGCCUGGAACACCUCCCUAGGGAGGCGCCCACGUGGCAUCCUAACUAGGUGCCCGAACCACCUCAACUGGCUCCUUUCGACGCGAAGGAGGAGCGGUUCAACUCCGAGUCCCUCCCGAAUGACCGAAAUACUAUAUGUAUUACUAUACAUGUAGUUAAAAAAUAUAUAUGGGACUCGUACUUUCAUUAAAGUAUUAGUUUUAACUCCUCACCAGUUGUUCACAAAUGAUGUUGUCCAUUAUUUGUAAUAAUGUACACAAUUUUCAAUAAACAAGGAUUUUGCUACA